Messenger RNA from Durusdinium trenchii, 10754 nucleotides. The record is from the annotation of a GenBank genome assembly. Lineage: Eukaryota; Dinophyceae; Suessiales; Symbiodiniaceae.
AUGGCUGAAUUGCAGGUGGCUCCUUACAUGUGGAUCCUAGUCCUCUUCUUUCUCAGCCUGCUUCAACCCACCGAACCGGUCCGAAAUGCCUUGGAUGGACCCACCCUGGAGCCUGGGCAGCCGGUGCAGCCAACGGUGCAGCCAACGGUGCAGCCAACGCAGCCGCCAAACCAAACAGAGGAAUGGCGCCCGAGCACAGUGACUGAAGUGGGCAAGUGUUCCAUCAAGCUGGGCGACCACUUCGAUGCCGCAUCCAGCAUACUCUUGCCCUUAGACCUGGCCUGGCUUUCGGGCUCUGCGUUGAUCGCCUUGGCCCUGAUCCUUUGGACACCUGAUGGGCUCUCCACUAGAGCAGUGGGUGCCCACGGAGAGGCGCCGAUGGAGGAAGGCGCAGAUGAAGGCGAAGGUGGAGAGGAUUCAAGGUCACCGGACUCCAAAGAUGCACCUGAAAGCACCUCAGGUGCGGAAACAGUUCAACGCCCGAAGCUCGAAGCCAUCGGUUGGCAUCGGGUGGCCUUUGACUCGAUCACCAGCCAUGCUGCGGGCAUCGUCGGCUUCAUUGGCUUUCAAAAGAUUGUCGUGGCCAGGAUUGUGGCGCUCAGCGAUGCAUGCGAUCUGUGGUCCAUAGAGAACAUUUUGCUCUACACUACCCUGGCACUGUCCGUGGUGGCAGUUUUUGCCAGCUUCGUGUUCCUGGGCGUGGACUAUGCGCGGCGCUUGGCGAUCUAUGCGGCGCAGCGGAAGGGCUAUCAGCUCACGAUGAAGCCAAAGGAUCUGAAAGAGACAGGUCUUGGCAUUGCCAUCAUCCUUCUUGGUUUGCUGAUGCUGUUCCUCUAUGGAUGUGUGAUCGUCGAAGAAGCGGAAACCUCGGAUGCGGAGCAGCAGGAGAUGGUCAUUGACAAGCGUUGGGUGGUCGUGGACAUUGCCGCGGGUGGCAUCGCAUUGGCCCUGUUCUAUUUCAACCUCCGUGGCCUGCACCGUUCACCCAAGAUGCAGUUCGAUGCAGCAUGCCAUGGAGAACACAAGUUGACUCUCGAGGAGUUCUUGGAAGGGGAAUCUGGACAAGGCAUGGCGACCAAUGUGUCCGAUUACGCUUCCUUGGCCGACUUCCUUCAUUGGCUCGCAGGAGAAGAUUUGGUCUUGCUGGCCUUCAAGGGCACUCGCCACGCGAUUUUUCCACAACAACGUCGUGGACCUUUAGUGCACGUGGUUUGUGGUGUCCUGGCGAUUGGCGCCUUUCCACUCCUGGUGCAGCUGGGCGCUGAGCGGUUCUUUGGCUAUCCCGACCUGGUGGAGUUGAAAAGCACCACUGGGACCAUCGCAGAGAUCGAACUCGAUGGAGUGAUGGAGAGACCCAGCUGGUCACUGCAGACUUUGCAGACGCUGGUGAACCCCAAGGCUCGGCGAAAGAAGUUUGUCUUCCUUGGCGAUGAGAUGGCGGCGAGACUCCAGGUGAGGACAACUUACCAGAAGACCUCGACGGUUCAGCUUUGCUGCCGCAAUGGAGAGAUUGGACAGAUUCCCUGUAGCAGUGGGAAGCUCAAUCAUCGCUUGAUCAAGUUUUUCACCCAGCCUGUGGACCUGGAUGUUCCGCCCAAUGUAUCCAGCGACUGUCAACUCAUCUUGCAAGGCUUUAGCAGCCGUGCAGUGACCCAUAUUCCUGUGGAGCUGACACCAAAGCGAGAACACCACCUGUGUGACUGCACGCUGGAGGGCUGCAAGUGCUGUGGAGGGUACAAAGGAUCUUUGAGGUUUAACUCCUCCAGGUCCUUGGAGAUCCCGGCCAAGGGCUACAAGAGCUUGAGCAGUCUUUGCACUCCUGCACGUUGCGAUGUGGCCAAGUCAACUGGAGAAGCUGGACCCAAUUGCAAAUGUCAAGACAAAUAUGUUGGCCAAAUCCUGUGGAACGGCUCCAUUGCCAUGGGCAAGUGUGAGCCCGCACCCUGCAAGGGAGACUUGCUCAAUGGACUGCCAGGACCUGACUGCAGCUGCAAAGAUGGUUACACAGGCAAGACGAGGAUGGUUGAAGACUUCAUUUCUGUUUUUCCUGGCUGCUUGGAAGCGGAAUGCAAAGUUCCCAACUCCACCGGCAAAGGCCCGAAAUGCAAGUGUCAGAAUGGUUUCGAAGGAGACAUUAGAUGGAAGGGUGCUGAGGCGCAUGGCUCUUGCAAGCCUGCUUGGUGCAACGUAUCGAACUCCAACCAAAAACGAGGGCACCAGUGUGCAUGCUUGGAGCUGUACCAAGGCAAGAUCCACUGGGAUGGAGCAAUUGCAAAAGGAACAUGCGAGCCAAUGACAUGUGUGGGGGAAAAUGUGAAUGGUCUACGAGGACCUGACUGCACUUGCUUAAAUGGCUACCGGGGAUCAGUGUUGCCGAUCCAGCUGCCAAUGGAUGGUUCCGGAGUGGCAGGGUUUCUAAAAGGAACCUGCAAAGCUGUGCCUUGCAACAUUAUCAAUUCAAAUAAGGUUUUAGGUCCUGGAUGCCAAUGCAAAGCGGGAUUCAAAGGAAACAUCACAUGGAAGGGACCAGUGCCCUAUGGGAGUUGUGAAGCUUCUCUUUGUGACAUUGCUAAUUCCAACGGGAAACCAGGCCCUGCCUGUAAAUGCAAGUUUGGUUUCGGUGGCAAAGUCCAAUGGCGUGGCCCUCAAGCAUUUGGAACUUGCUGGCCUCUCCAUUGUGCGGGGCAGCAUGUCAAUGGUGUUGCAGGCCCUGGCUGCAGCUGUGCCGACGGUUUUGCUCCUGCUGGAAAGUUUGCCUACGCCUACACAAACCUUGCAUCACCAGGGAUAGCGAAUGAUAUUCAGGCAAUCGUCUUCAGAUAUUCGGGCAGAAUCAACUCAAUGGUUGGAAACUGCUCUGAGGCACCUUGCACAAUCGAGAACUCCAAUCGUGCUCCAGGUCCAUCCUGCCGCUGCAUGGACGGCUAUAGCGGCAGAAUCUCUUGGAAGGGCUCGAUCGCACAAGGCAGAUGCAAGCCCGCGCUUUGCAACAUUGCGAAUUCCAAUUGGAAUGGAGGCCUGGACUGUCACUGCCUCGACGGGUACCGGGGCCACAUCUCUUGGAAUGAGCACCAGCCAUCCGGAUCAUGUACAGCGGUGCCUUGCCGGAUUCCGCACUCAGACUUCGCACCGGGUCCUGAAUGCCAAUGCUUGCCAGGAUUCCAUGGCCAAAUCAAAUGGAUUGGAACACAGGCGACUGGAGAAUGCCUUCCUAUCCCAAGAUGUUCUCCCAACAUCGUUUAUGCAACUUGGCUGCAGGAUGAACUGAAGGAUCCUCAUGGUUAUGACUGUGAUCCUGGGCAGCAGCUGGUUUUCCAUGGGCAUGCGUGUGAUCAGGGGAAGGUCCAGUGGACUUCUGUGCGUUCACUUCUGCCUGGCAGGUGCAGAUGGGCUUUGUCCCUGGAAUGUGGUCAAGAUCCCGACAGCAAGGUGUCCCAACUCUUCUCGGCUGUUUCCCCGCAGCUGCCAGGAGAGUGUUCAGUGGAAGCAGCCGCACCUAGGUGUGACCCGCAGCUGGACUACACUGUUACAAGCCGCAGGGCAUCGGGAUAUAGCUGUGGUGCCGGAUCUGGCAAAGUCUCGGAAACCCAGCAAGUUCAGUUUCAAGGCCACCUUUGCGGCUACGAUCUGAUCCAGUGGGAAGCAGCAGUUCUUUUGCAGGAGCCAGCCUCGGACCCAUCAUUAGCACUAUCCUGUAGAAUCAAGAGUCUGUCUCACAACUCAUUCUCUUGUGGUGAGAUUCCUGAAGGUGAAGAUCUACCACGUGGCUGCUUGCAAAUGCACCAGGCCGCAAGCUUCAGGAUUUGGGAGUGGCAGGAGAAGACCGCGCCAUUUGAGCCCACGGCGCGCCAAUGGAAAUCUGUCUACUCCAUGAAGCUCUUUGAGAAUGGCAUGGCGGCCGUUCGUCACCUUGGGAAAGAUCAAGUGGGAAAAUCCUACUGGUCGACUGGCUGGUUUACUGACGGCAAGUACCUGGAUGUUCGCAUGCCCAACAUGAUGGACAACGGGGCUCCGCGACCUGGAUUCUUCUUCCGGGUGCUUGAUGAUGACUCCCAAGGCUAUAAGUUCCUAUCAUCCAACAAGCUGUUCCGGCUGAAAGCAUCAAACACUUUGCCUUCCUGGUGGGUUUCAGCUUUCCAAGACAGGACGGCCUCCGGCAAGAUUGAUUCAUUGUGGCAAUGUGAGCUGUCACACUACGAGAACGGCACUUGCUACCAAGCCAAGGUCGGCGUAGCAGUUCAAAUUUUUCAAUCAUCCGAGGAAAUGUGCUCUAGCUGGAUCGUCAAUCUCAACAAGUCUGCUGACUUUGACUACUUUACCUACCUUCACUCUGCACACGAAGUUCAGACAUAUGCCAGCAAAGCAGAAUGUUUGCCAAUUGCAGCGCGCCACGAGCUCCAGUUAGAGAUUGCGGAGAUUCACAGCGCUGGUCCAGGAGCAUUUGUGGUGGCCAGCAUGGAAACGCGCUGCCGCCAAACCCUUCGUUUUGUAGCCAGCGCUGCAGAUCUCACCAAGUGUAAGAACAAAGCCGAUGCACAGUGGAAAGCUCGUCAAAGGCCGUUUUCAAAUCAACAUACUGGUACUGAUGACGAUGACGAAGACGAGGACCAUGAUGAGGACUACGACUAUGAUGAGGAUGAGAACUACGACGACUUUGACAGCAUGGAUGAAAUGGAUGACAGCAUGGAUGACACAAGUCAUGCAAUGGAAGAGGUCCGCAUGCUUUGGCAGUUUGCAGCCAUGGUUGCCCUAUGGCUUCCUGGCUUUCAGAUCAAGUUAGAGGUUUUUGGAGUCUUUCUUUCUUUGCUUGGGCCUACCUACACUAUCCGAGACGUGGACUUGGGCGAGCUGGACAGACACCUGAAUGACUUGGCCUUGCCAUGCUUCUCGCAGCCUGAGGUCCUCUUCUUUCUCAGCCUGCUUCAACCCACCGAAGCGGUCCGAAAUGCCUUGGAUGGACCCACCCUGGAGGGGCAGCCGGUGCAGCCAACGGUGCAGCCAACGCAGCCGCCAAACCAAACAGAGGAAUGGCGCCCGAGCACAGUGACUGAAGUGGGCAAGUGUUCCAUCAAGCUGGGCGACCACUUCGAUGCCGCAUCCAGCAUACUCUUGCCCUUAGACCUGGCCUGGCUUUCGGGCUCUGCGUUGAUCGCCUUGGCCCUGAUCCUCUGGACACCUGAUGGCCUCUCCACCAGAGCAGUGGGUGCCCACAGUGGAGAGGCGCCGAUGGACGAGGAAGGCGCAGAUGAAGGCGAAGGUGGAGAGGAUUCAAGGUCACCGGACUCCAAAGAUGCACCUGAAAGCACCUCAGGUGCGGAAACAGUUCAACGCCCGAAGCUCGAAGCCAUCGGUUGGCAUCGGGUGGCCUUUGACUCGAUCACCAGCCAUGCUGCGGGAAUCGUCGGCUUCAUUGGCUUUCAAAAGAUUGUCGUGUCGAGGAUUGUGGCGCUGAGCGAUGCAUGUGAUUUGUGGUCCAUAGAGAACAUUUUGCUCUACACCACUCUGGCGCUGUCCGUGGUUGCAGUUUUUGCCAGCUUCGUGUUCCUGGGCGUGGACUAUGCGCGGCGCUUGGCGAUCUAUGCGGCCCAGCGGAAGGGCUAUCAGCUCACGAUGGAGCCAAAGGACUUGAAAGACACAGGCCUUGGCAUUGCCAUCCUCCUCCUUGGUUUGCUGAUGCUGCUCCUCUAUGGAUGUGUGAUCGUCAAAGAAGCGGAAAACUCGGAUGCGAAGCAGCAGGAGAUAGUCAUCGACAAGCUUUGGGUGGCCGUGGAUAUUGCCGCGGGAGGCAUCGCAUUGGCCCUGUUCUAUUUCAACCUCCGUGGCCUGCACCGUUCGCCCAAGAUGCAGUUUGAUGCAGCAUGCCAUGGAGAACACAAGUUGACUCUGGAGGAGUUCUUGGAAGAGGAAUCCGGAAGAGGCAUGGAAACCAAUGUGUUUGGUGAUGGUGGUUCCUUGGCGAACUUCCUUCAAUGGCUUGCAGGAGAAGAUUUGGUCUUGCUGGCCUUCAAGGGCACUCGCCACGCCAUUUUUCCACAACAACGUCGUGGCCCUUUAGUGCACGUGGUUUGUGGUGUCCUGGCGAUUGGCGCCUUUCCACUCCUGGUGCAGCUGGGCGCCGAGCGCUUCUUCGGCUAUCCCGACCUGGUGGAGUUGAAAAGCACCACUGGCACCAUCGCAGAGAUCGAACUCGAUGGAGAGAUGAAGGGAGACAGUUGGUCACUUCGGACUUUGCAGACUUUGGUGAACCCCAAGCCACGGCCCAAGAAGUUUGUCUUCCUCGACGAUGAAAUGACCGCAAAACUCCAGGUGAGGACGACUUUCCGAAAGACCUCGAUGAUCCAGCUUUGCUGCGGCGGCAUUCCCUGCAGCAGAGGGAAAUUGAAACAUCGCUUGAUCAAGUUUUUCGACCAGCCGGUGGAUCUGGAUGUCCCGCCUGACGUGCCUAUUCGUUGCACCCUCACCUUGCAAGGCUUCAGUACCCGUGCAGUGACCGAGAUACCCGUGGAGCUCAAGCCAAAGCGAGAGCAUCACUUGUGUGACUGCAUGCGGGAGGGCUGCCAGUGCUGCGAUGGAUACAGCGGAUCAUUAAGCUUUCAAUUCGUGAGGUCGCGGAAUAUGCAGAUUUCGUCAAAGCACUACCGGAGCUUGAGCAAACUUUGUUCUGUCGUGCCCUGCGCCGUCCCAAACUCCAAUCGGAAGAAUGGGACCGAAUGUGCAUGUGAACCUGGCUAUACAGGCAACAUCACUUGGAAUGGUUCAGUUCCAGAAGGGGCUUGUGACCCCGCUCCUUGCGGUGUCAAGAAUGCCACCUUGCAAGCUGACAAAUGCAUUUGUGAUGAUGGUUUUGACGGCAAGGUCGAGUGGGGAGGUGGCAAGUGGAUUGGAGUAUGCCAAGCAGUGACUGAGUGUAACAUUUUCAACUCCAAUGGACGCCCAGGGAAGGAGUGUAAGUGCAGGGAUGGCUUCCGUGGCAGUGUUGACUGGCAUGGUCCCCAUGCAAGCGGUAAUUGCACAGAAGCCGCUUGCAACAUUCCCAAUGCUAAGGGCACUGGACCCCAAUGCGAAUGUGAGAACGGCUUUGCCGGAAAGAUCGUAUGGAAGGGUGAUAGUGCUGAUGGAAUGUGCACGCCUGCACCUUGUCAAGUUCCCAACUCCAACAUGAAGCCGGGUUCGCAGUGCAAGUGCUUAGAGUGGUACACGGGCAAGAUCCAUUGGCAAGGAGCAGUUGCUGACGGAAGAUGCAGCCCAAGGAAAUGUGUGGGCAAGCACCUGAACGGUAAGGAUGGACCAGAUUGCGCUUGUGCAGAUGGGUACAGUGGAACUGUACGACCAGCCAAGAUCAGAAACAGAGCCUUCUACACUGAAGCCGUCGAAGCUAUGUGUGAAGCUGCGCCUUGCCACAUCCAGCACUCCAACGGAGAACCAGGUCCUGCUUGCCGAUGUGCUGAAGGUUUUAAUGGAAGCAUCGUGUGGAAUGGGUCCACACCAAGCGGCAGGUGUGAAGCUUUGCCUUGCAACAUCGAGAACUCCAACAUGAUACCAGGUCCUAAGUGCCACUGCCUCUAUGGUUUUGAAGGCACAAUUACUUGGAAGGGAUCCAAGGCAAUUGGACCAUGCAAGCCUUGGCCUUGUGAAGGAGAUGGUGUCAAUGGUGAGCCUGGCCCCAACUGCAGCUGCAGAGCUGGUUUCAAUGGAACAACGCGAGCAACAACAAAGGAGGAAUUGCGAGAGGUGGCUGAUGACACUUCGUGGUACGGUGGUGGCACUACAUGGAAGAAAGUGGCACGUGAUGUGUUUCAAGGAGAGUGUCACCCCAUACCAUGCGACAUCCAAAAUUCCAACAAAGAAGCUGGCCCGAACUGUAGCUGCCGACAUGGCUUCAGUGGAAGCAUUGUCUGGAAUGGAUCGGCUCCAACCGGCAGUUGCGAAAUUGCUGCUUGCAACAUAUCAAAUUCCAAUAUGAAACCAGGGCCGGAGUGUAAAUGCAAGGAUGGCUUUACUGGCACGAUCCAUUGGCAUGGUGCAGAAGCAUAUGGAAGUUGCACCGCGAUCCCCUGUUUGGGCAACAAUGUCAACCAUCAGGAUGGGCCAGACUGCGGGUGCGCAGACGGUUUCAAUGGCACCGUGCUAAUAGAGGAAGUGCUCCGUGAGGAUGGCGAGGUCCUUAACUCAUUUGGAUUCUACAAAAAAGCAUGGAGAAUGGAUUAUGAAUACCAUGGAGUUUGUAGACCCGCACUGUGCAAUAUCGAACAUUCCAACCAAGUGGCGGGCCUAGGUUGCCAUUGCCAGGAUGGAUAUAAUGGUAAGAUCACUUGGAAGGGCAACACUUCCCAAGGGUUGUGCAAACCUGCUCCUUGCAACGUUGGCAAUUCCAACCGGAAGGCUGGCCCAGUUUGUGACUGCUUGGAAGGAUAUAGCGGCACCAUUUCCUGGACUGGUUCACAGCAUUCAGGAGCAUGCAGAGAGAUGCCAUGUGUUGGCGAACAUGUGAAUGGAGUCAGUGGGCCUGGCUGCAGGUGCAAAGAUGGCUAUGCAGGAACGGUCAAUGCAGAAGUCAAUCGAAACGACACUUCCCUGAUCUCAGUCUUGCAUGGAAACUGUACGCGCGCGCCUUGCAAUGUGAGCAACUCCAACCAUCUUCCAGGCACAUUGUGCCAAUGCCUCCCGGGCUACAUUGGUUCCAUCACGUGGAAUGGAUCGGUGGCAGGGGGCAGGUGCAUGCCUGCGCCAUGUAGAAUUCCACAUUCCAACCAGAAGAAAGGUCUCGCAUGCCGCUGCUUGGAUGGCUACAGUGGAGCUAUCUCCUGGCAGGCUUGGACACCAUCAGGGACUUGUGUAGCGGCACCAUGCCGAAUUCAACAUUCAGACUAUGCGGCAGGUCCUGAUUGCAGAUGCUUGCCUGGAUUUUCUGGCCAGAUCACAUGGACAGAAGAUAGCCCACAAGGAGAAUGCCUUCCCCUGCCAGUAUGUUCCAGAGAUGUGGUGCAUACGGCUUGGUUGAGGACCCAGCUGCAGGAUUCGCAAGGACAUACUUGUGAAGCUGGACAGCAGCUAGUGUUCCACGGGCACGAGUGUGCAGAUGGAGAUGGAAAGAUCCAGUGGAUGGUGGUAGAGUCUCAGCCAGUCGGAAGGUGCAAAUGGGACCUGUCAGAGGAAGAAGGAUCAACCUGUGGGCGCUUUUUCUUCCAUUCAUCCAAAGAAAACGUGAUGCAGCUCUUCUCAAAAGUUGUCCCGCCACCACCUAUGGAGUGCUCUCGGCAAGCAGCCCGACCUAGAUGUGACUCACAAAUCUUCUAUACCACGACCACCCGCAAGGCAUUGGAUUACAGUUGCAGUGAAGAUGUGGGCCACAUAUUGCCGGCGUCUCCUCAGCUUGUUGAGUUUCAAGGUGAGUUGUGCGGUUAUGACCUCAUCCAAUGGAAAUCCAUGAAGACGCUCUUGAAUCCAGAGAGUUCAACUAUUCCGCGAUAUGCGGGCAGUUGUGCGAUCAAGCCCCGUCAUCGUGGCUCAUCUUGUGGUGAGAUUCCUCAUGGUGAGCAUCUACCACAUGGGUGCUUACAUUUGUGGGAACCUGCAGUUUUCGAGUUGAGCCCAACUUGGAGGCCGCUGCACAAAGGUUCGAGCUACUCCCUAAAGUCCUUUGACCGCUACUCACUGAAGUUUUUCGACAACGGCAUGGCCUAUGCAUGUGGCAAUGCAAAACACAGUUGGUCAAUUAAUUGCCACUGGAUGACUGGCCCGCUUACAGAUGAAUGGCACCUCCAUUUUCAGAUGCCAGCAGCGUAUGAACAUGGGAUGGAGUUUGCCUUUCAGCGCGCAGAUGACGACGAACGCUCCGGUGAGAUGGGAGCUAGAUUCCAAGGACUAGGGAGAACCACAAAUCUCAAGCUCAUAUCGCAUGAUCCCUUACCCUCUUGGUGGGAUGCGGCCCACAAUGGGGCCAGGUCUCAUGACGGCAAUGUCGAGGCAUUGCUGUGGCAAUGCAAACUUUUCCAUUAUCAGAAUGGCAUUUGCUACCAAGCCACUGUUGGCGUGGGGGUGUGGGUGUUGGAAACCUCGGAGAGCACCUGCCGUGACUUGUUGGACGAUGUCAGUCAGGUUGUCGGAGGCAAGAGCUACUACACAUAUUCGCGAUCUGCACGUGGAAGUCAAAUCUAUGUGAACACAGAGGAGUGCCUGCCACUUGCAACCCGCUAUGAGCUGCAGGUGGAAGUUGUAUCCCUUUAUAGUGAUGUAGGGCCGGUUGUCAUGGAGGUUGCGAGUGCGGACACCCGCUGCCGCAAAACCCUUCGUUUUGUGGCGAGAGCUGAAGAUCUGAGCAGGUGCAAGCAUGCUCAGGAAGAAGACGAGAAUUUCCGUCGAAUCAAGAGCAUGUUCGACGUCACCGCAGACGAUGAUGAGGAAGGGGAUGGUAAAGCAACAAGUGAGAUUCAAUGAGGAAUGCAUUCGGUUUGAUGUCCCAGGCGCCAGGCAUAGACGCGCUGGCAGAUGCCAUCACUACCUGUCGAUGAGAACAGAAGAUUCUUGCUGAGAUGGCGGAUAUUUUUAUAAUGUCAUUCAAUUUCUUCAAAUGGGCAUUCUAGGAUUCGAAGGAGGAAGAUGUGAAGCAAAGCGAGGCCUGGGGCUGACAUCAAAGCGAACCGGUCCAGACCGACUCCCACGGCAUGCAGAAAAGUCCGUUGAUUUGCGCAUCGUAUCGAUGGAAUCGAUAUGUGCUUGGCUGGUCAGUGCUAACAGGAUGGGUGACAUGCGCU